AUGGAUCUGAAUCUGCAGGACUUGGAGGACGCGAGGGACUGGACUGGAGCAGGCUCUAGCGAAGACCAGGUCGGACGCCGCCGAGCAGCCGUCGAGCGUGGCGGCGGAGGUGGCGGCGGUGGAGGCGGCGGCGGCGUUGGAAGCGGAGGGAGCGGAGGGAGCGGUGGUGGCGGCGGAGGGAGCAGUGGAGGCGGCGGAGGGAGCAGUGGAGGCGGCGGAGGGAGCAGUGGAGGCGGCGGUGGUUGCGGCGGUGGUUGCGGCGGUUACGGCGGCGGAGGGUGCGGCGGUUUCGGCGUCGGAGAUGCCGGCGGUUUCGGCGGCGCCGGAAAUGACGGCGGAGGUGGCGGCAGCGGGCCACGAACGGCAGCUGGAGGCAGUAGCGGCGUGCCGCGUGCGGCACCUUUGCGUUUUUAA
Molecule: messenger RNA, 414 nt
Organism: Cloeon dipterum
Lineage: Eukaryota; Metazoa; Arthropoda; Insecta; Ephemeroptera; Baetidae
Exons: 2
Coding region: 1-414 (137 amino acids)
Source: RefSeq, a predicted model, not a curated record